GAGGGGAAGAUGAUGCUGAGGGGAGGUGGGGGGAGGUUACUGCAGUGAAGACAGAGGACGCAUACACACUUGAAGAAGCCGUAUAUUGAUAUUUUAAUGAUACACUAGCUGAUUGGAAUAUCAGAGGCUCAGUGUAGUGAUUGGAGGCAGUGUGGAGGAUAAGUGGAAUAAAAGGCUGCUGGUUUAUAUAAAGAUUUUAUUAGAGUGAAUCCGAGCAGCAGACUGGCAAUAUAACCCAAACCAUGACCAGCCAGUCUCAGGGGAUCCAGCAGCUGCUGCAGGCAGAGAAGAGAGCAGCCGAGAGAGUCUCGGAGGCCAGAAAACGUAAAGCACGCAGGCUGAAGCAGGCCAAGGAGGAAGCACAGGUUGAGAUCGAGCAAUAUCGCAUCGAGAGAGAGAAGGAUUUCCAGACCCAGCAACGCACAGCCCUGGGAACUCAAGGAGACCUGUCCUCAGAAGUCGAGGCCAGAACACGACGGACUCUGCAGAUGGUACAAAGCUGUCAUGGUAAGAACAAGGAGGUCGUUUUAAGAAGAUUGCUGAGCCUGGUCUGCGAUGUGAAGCCGGAACUCCACCCCAACUAUCGCCUCAACAGCAACUGAGCAAUGUUUCACUUUCACUCACCCAAGACCCCCCGUCAACAUGGUUUUAAAAGUGAAAGAAUCUGUUUCACUCUCUGACACAUGGACUGUCUACCAUCUAAUGAUAAAACUAUCAAUUGACUAUCAACUGUCAAUUGGGGCCAGUAUAACCGUUAGGUAAUCUAGGCCACCUAAAUUUAAAUAUUUAGAGAGUGAUAUUUCUCCCCUUUUGCUUGAGUCUUAUACAUUAGCAGACAGACAUUGAUGAUGGAUAUUUAAGUAUUAAUUUUAACCUACUGAUCAGUGAUGAAUAAUCACUCCAGCUUUUGAUGAGAACGGCUCCCAUGAUGUUUGGCUGAGGUACAUGUUGAAUAAUGUAGUUCACAGCUGGAGUGCCAAAUUUUACCCAUCACUGGCCUUCAAAGAGCUGAGUAUCCCCUAACUUCCAGGAUCUGAUAUGCAAAAUGGACCCAGAGAGUGAUAAAGAUUCCUAAAUUUAGUCCUCAUUGUGACUGCUAUAUUGUAUUCAUUAAUACUGUCUGGUGUUGUUAUUGUAUCUAUUGUGGCAAAUAAAAUAUUAAACAGAAAUAAAGACAGAAGACAACAAAA
Molecule: messenger RNA, 1190 nt
Organism: Pelobates fuscus (common spadefoot toad)
Lineage: Eukaryota; Metazoa; Chordata; Amphibia; Anura; Pelobatidae
Gene: ATP6V1G2
Product: ATPase H+ transporting V1 subunit G2
Exons: 3
Coding region: 243-602 (119 amino acids)
Biological process (GO): proton transmembrane transport
Cellular component (GO): vacuolar proton-transporting V-type ATPase complex
Molecular function (GO): proton-transporting ATPase activity, rotational mechanism
Source: RefSeq, a predicted model, not a curated record